Asterias rubens (European starfish) is the source of this 1809-nucleotide messenger RNA. Its product is annotated as protein FAM167A-like. Bases 1096 to 1704 code for a protein of 202 amino acids. The record is from RefSeq and is a predicted model, not a curated record. Lineage: Eukaryota; Metazoa; Echinodermata; Asteroidea; Forcipulatida; Asteriidae. The transcript has 3 exons.
CAAUGGUUGUGAACAUUUCUACCUAGUGAUUUUGAUUGGGGUUUACUUGCCGAGUUGUGGAAUUACAGUGGGUCAGCAAGAGUGAGAACACCAGCGGAUCUAUUGUGGAGAAGUAAAUGACGUAGGUGCGUUCCUUGGACUAAAUUUCACUUCCUCCCCAAAAAGUUGUCAACUGACCUCUUGCUCGACACAAUACGUCUACGUUCCACCAUGAUUCUACAUUCCAAAGUAUUGAAACUAGCUGGAUGAUAUUAGCUGCGGGACAAAAUUUCACACUUCGUAUGUUUGCUUUACAAACAAGUAGUUGUGAACUUCGGGCCAGUCGUAAAACUGAAUGUCCAUUAUGGUUUGGUAGGUAAGAGCUGUGUGUGGUUAACACACUGUUACGGUUCGUGUACCUUGUUUAUAAACCCAUGCCGGUCUGGAAGUUUGACAUUUGAUGGAACUACAAACUGUGAAGAGCACGAUCAUAUUUAUUUUUUUCUCUCGCGAUUUCGUAAUGCUACACCUUGGAAUAAAUGAUGACUUGUGAAAUUAAUUUGCACAGAGGAGACCGCACCACCACAAGAACAAAGUCUGCGGAUAAUGCGCAUUCCAAUCCAUCGAUGUGUAAGACGAUCUUUGCGCAGAGUAUAAAUCGUGAUGGUUUAGCGUCGAAGUCUUCAUUGCCAGCUACCAACACGUAUUCUAAGAGUCUUGAAGGUGAACUUUAAUCAAUCAAAUUGAUAAAAUACUGACAUCGUAAGAUACUUUGUGAUAACCAGCAGGUAUUGAAAGAUACUCUGUGAAUCUGAUCUUGCAUAACACCAAGCAAAGCGGAACUCUCUAAUGACACGGGCUGCGUCCGCUUCCUGUGUUACUACAGUAUAUCCAUGUGCAGAGAACUACACUGCUUUUAUUAUCACCUAUGUUUGUUUCUACCUCUGAUGCAAGCUUCUGGUUUCAUACUACAGUAAACAUUCAAAAGCAUUUUACUUAUCGUUUUUUUGACAUUGGAUACAAUUGUGAUAGAGUCGUUGUACUUUUUGGUAAGUGCGGCUGGAGGACAGUACACGAGUGUAAAACUUGGGGGAGACAGACGGCGUGCGGGACACAAUGGGCUCGUCUGAGUUCAUUCUACAUGCCCUGAAGAGUGCUGGACCAAAGUUUAGAGAAUCUUUUGAACUACAGACCAUUCCUGAAGAUGAAGUAUGUCUGACAGAGUUAGAGAAACUCAAGAGUGUGGCAGCCAGAUUGAAUUUAGCCUCUACUCGGCCAUCCAUCGUGGAAUGGCGAGCUAACUUAGACAAGCCACCAUUUGCGUUCGUCAACAAGAGACCGAAGUUGUCGCUUACUCGAAAUGGUGAGGAUGAAGGGCUGGAAUACUUGGAGAGAACAGAUGAAGAAAGACGAGAACAUCUGCAACGAUCCAUUAAUUGGGUCAAAGACGAACUGGCAGAGAUGAAAUCCCAAGAUCAUGUCUUAGCCAUGAAACUAAUGCGCCUGCGUAGUGAGAUCCAGCAAUUACGUCUACAGACGAGUAUCAGCGAGCACAAGGAGUUGAUUGAGAAUGCUGCAUACAGCGUGGAGGAAGAGUACGAACAAAAGAGUGGAUUAUGUGAACUCCCAAUGAAUGGGGGACUUUUCCCAGGACUUGAUAACCCACUCAAAGAUUUUGGAGUGACGAGAAUGAACUUAAAUGCACGGAGGUUUUCCUUGAGAUAAAACAUGUGUUACUUCAUUAUCUUUUUCUAUAAAGGCACUGCACACUAGUGGUAAUUACUAAAAAUAAUUGUUAGCAUAUAACCUUACUUGGUAACGAGCAAUGGA